Antechinus flavipes (yellow-footed antechinus) is the source of this 3511-nucleotide messenger RNA. RefSeq names its product lysophosphatidic acid receptor 4 (gene LPAR4). Gene Ontology annotation, molecular function: lysophosphatidic acid receptor activity. The coding region runs from base 839 to 1888 and encodes 349 amino acids. The transcript is spliced from 3 exons. NCBI's taxonomy places the organism in Eukaryota, Metazoa, Chordata, Mammalia, Dasyuromorphia, Dasyuridae. The record is from RefSeq and is a predicted model, not a curated record. Gene Ontology annotation, biological process: positive regulation of Rho protein signal transduction; phospholipase C-activating G protein-coupled receptor signaling pathway. Gene Ontology annotation, cellular component: membrane.
GGGCAGUGAGCUGGGAGGCCAGCGCGCUGAGUUCGGCAGCGCAGUGAUUGGUGACUCGGGAGCGGAGCCGAGCGCGGCUGCAGCCCCGGGGAUUGGGCGGGCUCUGGGCUCCCAACGAGACCUCCUGAGCCAAUGGCAAGCAUUUCCUAUUGAGACCCCCAAGUGCUCCCCGGCCCCUCGGUUUCUUCCCCAGACAUUGGGCCCUUUCUUGUGUCCUGUUUGCCAAAGGCACGCCGGCUCUGGCAUUCCGGAGCCUCGGUGCCUAAACAAAGGCUGGGCGAGCAAUGGCCCCCGCCCCCGCCUGCCCGCUCCGAGGAUGAGCGCUCGGCAGUGAGAAGCUGGGAGCGACCCAGCUGGGGCUGCCUUCGUUCGUUGCUUUGCGCCGGAGGACAUGGAGAAAGGCACGCACUUUGAAAGAGCCUGCCGUAGGAGCGGGGCACCUAGAGCUUGCUAGCUAGCCGUCUGCAGCCAGGAACGUACUUUCUUAGCUAGCCCACACUCACUCGGGAUUCUUUAGAGCCAAGAACUGUUAGAAUCUUCAGCCAAGGCCUGAGUGCCAAUACAGCCCCAGCUAUUGAAGUGAACAGGUUUGGAGAAUCUGCCCGAACACCCUUCGCUUCUGCAGCAAACAACUCAGAGGGUCCCCACGUCUUACUGGAUCCCUACGGAGAAAAAUAUCUUUCUGCAAUAUUCAGGUCCCAGAGAAGUUACCCUUUUGCCAGGCAGGUGGUUCAAGCAGCACUUGACCUCCUCAGCUCCCCCCAAGGCUUCCGGACCAGUGUAUGGACACCACAGAAUUCUACUGCAGCAGCUUCCAGAAGCCCAGCCUGAAAUUGGAAUGGGAAACUCCAGCACCAACCAAACAUGUUUCACUGAUGACUCUUUUAAGUACAAUCUGAAUGGCGCAGUUUACAGCGUCGUGUUCAUCCUUGGUCUCAUAACAAACUGUGCGUCCCUCUUUGUUUUCUGCUGUCGGAUGAAAAUGAGGAGUGAGACUGCCAUUUUCAUCACCAACCUGGCCCUCUCUGAUCUGCUCUUUGUUUUUACCUUGCCAUUUAAAAUUUUUUAUAACUUCAACAGACACUGGCCUUUUGGUGACACCCUCUGCAAGAUUUCUGGGACUGCUUUUCUCACCAAUAUCUAUGGAAGCAUGCUCUUUCUCACUUGCAUCAGUGUUGACAGAUUCCUUGCUAUUGUCUAUCCCUUCCGCUCUCGUACUAUCCGAACAAGAAGAAACUCUGCUAUCGUCUGUGCAGGAGUGUGGAUAUUGGUCCUCAGUGGUGGGAUAUCUGCCUCUUUGUUCUCCACAACCAAUGUCUCCAACUCCACAACAACCUGCUUUGAGGGGUUUUCCAAGCGCAUCUGGAAGACCUAUUUGUCCAAGAUUACGAUAUUCAUUGAAGUGGUAGGCUUCAUCAUUCCUUUGCUCCUGAAUCUCACAUGCUCUUCCUUGGUACUGAGAACUCUCCGAAAACCUGCAACACUCUCCCAGAUUGGAACCAACAAAGAAAAAGUGUUGAAGAUGAUCAUUGUGCAUGUGGCCAUUUUCAUCGUCUGUUUUGUGCCAUACAACUCUAUUCUCUUCCUGUAUGCUCUGGUCCGCUCCCAAGCCAUAACCAACUGCUCCUUGGAGAGGUUUGCCAAAACGAUGUACCCCAUUACACUGUGCAUUGCAACACUCAAUUGUUGCUUUGACCCAUUCAUCUAUUAUUUCACAUUGGAGUCCUUUCAGAAGUCUCUCUAUAUUAACACCCAGAUCAAAAUGGAGUCGCUUUUCAAGACUGAAACACCACUGACAGCAAAGACUUCUCUUCCAGCAAUCCAGGAGGAACUCAGUGAGCAGGUGAUGACUAACGGGGGAGAACUCAUGUUGGAAUCCAACCUCUAACCAUGCUACAGUUCUUGCAUUCAUUCCAUGUCAUACAACAGUUUCCCAAUGUUGAGAUCCUGAGCAACAACUUUGAGUCUAAUAUCACAGAAACUAGUGACACUCUGCCUGCCUCAAGGAGGACCCGGAUUCUUGGAGUAACUCACAUCAUUUUUUCCAAAACCUACAGGUCUGAUGCCGUUAUAACAUCCAGAGGGAGUACCAGAUUUUUUGCUCUCCUCAAGUUUUGCUAUGUGAAAUGAAUGAGUAGGGGAAAUCUUUGUUAUCUAGCGAUUUUCAUUCAAAUGGUAAGUGGAACAACCCAACUGGACUUGGAAUCACAGAAUUGAGUCAGGAAAUGGAAAAUCAAGCCUAUCAUCUUACUAUCAUCUUACAGCUACAUGCUAGUUUUUCCCCUUUCUCUACAAAGGCUAGUGGUUCCUAUAUUAAUUUUGAAUGGCUGUUUUUUGGAGAUCAAAUCAGCAGUUUUCAUCCAUCUUUAAACUGACUCUAAGAAUAUAUUUUAAAGUUUUAUUUUCAUUGAAAUAUUUGAAUGGGAACACAGAUUCGAUUCAAUAACAAUUAAGUACCUACUACAUGCAAGGCACAGACCAACUAAAUUUGGCUUGUAUGUCUCUGUGUGUGUAUUUGUGAAAACAAAAAAGAUUGUGUUAGUGUAAGAGCAGGAAAGAAGAGUUAUUGAAGUAACUGGCUCUUCUGAUCAGAAUACUUGCAAUAUAAACCAUAGUACAUGCCGAUGUAUUCAAGUGCAUGCUUAUUUUACCUUUAUAUUUGUGUACUUUUCUUACUAGCAACAUUCAGAUUGAAAACUUGGGCACAUUAUAGUUGAAAAUCAUCUGAAUUUGUGCUCAAAGCAGGGGUUAAGUGGGAGAUAGGGGAGGGGGGAUCAUAUUAAAAGAACAUUCUUAAAACAUACAUUUAUUGUAUCUUUGCAUGAUCUGUAGCCUUGGCAAGUGUGUGCUUCAUUUUCUUAUCUAAUGGAGACCUCGGCUACGGAGUAAAUAUAGGCACUAAACAUAUAGAUAGCGGCUAAGUUAGAAAAUCAGAUAGAACUAAAUCUUCUUUGCUCUUGCCAUUUACAGCAAUAUACCUGACUGGACAUGCAUCUCUCCUACUACUUUUAGAGCAAAAAAACCAAGCCAAGUUGGUCUUUUCUUUGUUUCUUUGCCACAUGCCUGCUUCUUUUGCAACUAACUUAUUCAAUAUGCAUUUCUUUCAGAUUUAUGAAACCUAUAUCAUAUAUAUAUACAUAUAUAUAUAUACACACACACACAUAUAUAUGUAUAUAAAUGAGCAUGUAUUUGUCCAUUGGGCCAAACACAUGAAAUUGAACGGCCUAGGCAUAAAAGGAUUUGAUGAGAGAAAAGGACACAGAUAAUGAAUAGAGUCUUUUUAGGCAGUGAGGAAGUAACUGCAGUGGCUCUUGCCGCAGUGACCUGAUGAUGUGUCCAUAAUAAAAAUGUAACCAACCAUUGACAAUGGACUGAAUGUAUAUUUAUAUAGCAAAUGGAAUUUUAAAUUACGCAUGAAAAUAAAAAUGAUGCUUAAACUCUAAUUUCUGCUUAGACUGACUUGGAUUUUAAAUGUUCAUUUGAUGUAAUAAAACACAUUUGAAUUAGCCAA